This is a messenger RNA of Geosmithia morbida, 723 nucleotides long. RefSeq names its product Dienelactone hydrolase family. The coding region runs from base 1 to 723 and encodes 240 amino acids. NCBI's taxonomy places the organism in Eukaryota, Fungi, Ascomycota, Sordariomycetes, Hypocreales, Bionectriaceae. The record is from RefSeq and is a predicted model, not a curated record. The transcript is spliced from 3 exons.
AUGACAGUUCACGGACUGCCUGCCUACGUCGCCCAACCCGCCGAGGGCGUGGCUCCCAAGGGCAUUGCCGUCAUCCUGUCCGAUGUGUUUGGCUGGAGCUGUGUCAACAACCGUGUCCUCGCACAUUAUUACGCUGCAAAUGGCGACUUUCUCGUCUAUCUGCCCGACUUUAUGAAUGGCUGUUCCGUCCCGCCGAGUCUCAUACCUAGCAUCGAACAUGUCCUGGAACACGCGCCCACCUGGAUCGACUUCUUCACCAAGCCCAUCAGAGGCAUCUACGUGCUCGCGCGGGUGCUUCCUUCCAUACUGCGCGCCAACAUCUGGGUCGCCUGGCCAGGGCAUGUCAUGACGCUCGCGCGCGACGACCCGACCACGCGUGUGGUCCGCCACGAGCCUCAGUCCGGUGCGUCGACAGAUCCCCAGCCCCUGGUCGACUGCCUCUUCACUGCACACCCUUCCAUGCUCAACAUCCCCGGCGACGCGGAGUAUGUACGGCUGCCGACGAGCGUCGUUGUCGGUGAUAUCGAUACCAUGCUCAAGCUUGACUCCGCUCGCGUGAUGAAGAGCAUCCUCGAUAGCAAGGACGGCCAUGAAAUGGUGAUAUUGCCGAGUGCCAAGCACGGGUUUGUCAUACGUACCCCGCCGGAUGGUGAACACGCCAAGGAGUGUGCCCAGGAGCCUCGAGAUCAGGCAGUUGCUUGGUUUAACAAGGCUUUCUCCUGA